AUGCCACUCACCACUUCUGCUGCUAAUGUUGCUGCUGACAAUGAAGAACAACUCGAUUCUCGUCUCCAACAAUACAAAAACUUGAAUAAGCAUGAUGUAAGUGGAAAUUUUGGAUUGAAAAUUUGAAGAAAAAAUCGAAAUUUGAUAUUUCAGGAACUCCGUAGACGUAGAACAGAAUGUAGUGUUGAAAUUAGAAAACAAAAGGGUGCCGAUAUGAUGAUGAAAAGAAGAAACAUUGUGGAAGCUGAAGAAGAUUCGGCAUCAGAGAGUGAAUCUGAUGUGGAACACAAACCAGCCUCCGCUCCUGUCAGAUAUACAAAUGAUGAGAUCAAGAAAAUUUUGUCAAACAAUCCAACCGAUGAGCAAAUGUUGAAAUGUUUCGAAAGUCUUCGCAAAUCAUUGAGCAAAAACAAGAAUCCACCAAUUGAUGAAGUUAUCCGAACUGGACUUCUUCACGCGCUCGUACAAGCUCUCAAUUUAGAUGUGAGUAAAUAAAUCGUUCGGUUUUCUGAAAAAAAACGAAAAUUUCAGAAUGUCAAAGUUUUAUACGAAGCUGCUUGGGCGUUGACAAACAUCGUUUCGGGGACAACUGAACAAACCAUCGCCGCCGUUGAAGCUGGAGCCACAGCUCCACUUGUCAAAUUAUCUGUUCACGAGAAUCCACAACUUUCCGAACAAGCACUUUGGGCUGUUGCCAAUAUUGCUGGAGACAGUGCACAACUUAGAGACUAUGUUAUUCGUAAGUUCUAGAUGCUCUAUCCUGCGAAUUAUAUGUAAAGUUGAAAUUUUCAGAAUGCCAUGGAAUCGAAGCAUUGAUGCAUUUGAUGACAAGCCUUGAUUCACUUAAUGUAACUCACGCAAGAACCGUUGCUUGGGCCUUCUCCAACAUGUGUCGCCACAAGAAUCCACACGCUCCAAUCAAUGUUCUCCGCGUUCUUAGCCACGGUCUCACCAAACUCGUCCAACAUUCAGAUCCACAAGUUCGUCAAGACGCUUGCUGGGCUGUCUCAUAUUUGACCGAUGGACCAGAUGAGCAAAUCGAAUUGUCACGCGAAUGCGGUGUCCUCCAACACAUCAUCAAAUUCUUCGACGCCACCGAAACUCUUGUCGCUCCGGCGUUGAGAACUUUGGGAAAUGUCGCGACUGGAAGUGAUGUUUUGACUCAAACAGUCAUCGAUCUCGGAACUCUUGAACACAUUAUUCCAUUGUUGACGAGAACCAAAUCGACAAGUAUUGUAAAGGAGUGUUGUUGGUUGAUUAGUAAUAUUAUAGCUGGAACUCAACAACAAAUUCAAGCGGUUCUUGAUGCUCAUCUUCUUCCAGUUAUUGUCAAUAUCCUCAAAUCGGUAUUUUUUUUAAGAUUUUGUGUGUGUGUAUUUAAAUCUCAAUGAUCCGGUUCCAGGGUGACUACAAAUGCCAAUUCGAAGCCUCGUGGGCUCUCUCAAACUUGGCUCAAGGUGGAACUUCCAAGCAGAUUUUCGAGAUGGUUCGAGAAGGCGCGAUCCCGGCGAUUUGCGAGGCAUUGAAUCAAACUAACACCGACAUGUUGAAUAAUGCAUUGGAGACUUUGUACAGCAUUUUGGUCACCGUUUCGAAUAGGUAAGUUUUGAAAGAAAAUUUGAAAUUAACACAUUUUUUCAAAAAAACAUUAAAUACCCUCAAAUUUGGUCUGCGGGUUUUUUGUUGAAAAAAAAAAUGAUUGAGAAACUCAUAAGAAAUGCAUGUAGUCAAAUGAGUAAUUGUUUCUGAAUGAGCAAUUUUUCAGCUAUCCAGCCGAUGUGGAUUCAGUCAAUGCUCAAGUUGAAGAAUGUGGUGGAUUGGAUCAAUUGGAACGUCUUCAAGAAUCGCAAUCGGAACAAAUUUACUCGCACGCCUACCGUAUCAUUUCCGAAUUCUUCAAUGUUGAUGACGAUGCUGAAGUAGGCAACGAAAUCGAUGAAAAUAGCCAAAAUACACCAUAUGCCUUCUAA
Molecule: messenger RNA, 1970 nt
Organism: Caenorhabditis angaria
Lineage: Eukaryota; Metazoa; Nematoda; Chromadorea; Rhabditida; Rhabditidae
Source: the annotation of a GenBank genome assembly